Messenger RNA from Microplitis mediator, 3004 nucleotides. It is a transcript of the gene Calpb, whose product is annotated as calpain-A. Bases 471 to 2780 code for a protein of 769 amino acids. The transcript has 11 exons. Gene Ontology annotation, molecular function: calcium-dependent cysteine-type endopeptidase activity; calcium ion binding. NCBI's taxonomy places the organism in Eukaryota, Metazoa, Arthropoda, Insecta, Hymenoptera, Braconidae. Gene Ontology annotation, cellular component: cytoplasm. Gene Ontology annotation, biological process: proteolysis. The record is from RefSeq and is a predicted model, not a curated record.
UUUGCUCUAAUAUCCUCAGUACACUGGCAGCUGUCGACCCGACAAUAUCACCAGUAAAUGCUUUACUUCCGUGCUUCUUAAAUUUAAUUUAACUGCAUCCGUACUUGCUUUCAAUAUAAAUUUAUUACUCUCGUAAAAACAAAUUUACAUUUAUUAAGGAAACUUUUAUCAGCUGAACUCACUAGUCGUUUCCUUUAUUUCCAAUUACUCUAGUUUAUUAUAGAAAUUUAAUUCAAUUCACAAGUACAUUGCAAAGACAAAAAAAAGUCCCCACUGUAUUGACUAAAAGUGAAUCAACUGCAUCAGUUUCCUUGUCUACUUGUACGUCAACGUCAAGUAAUUACUGUCAUUAGUGACCCACAAAAUUAGUCUUUAUGUUUUAUCAUUUAUCGCGCACCGCGACCUUGAUCCUGAUAUUAAUUACCACCUAGUAUUUAAGUCCAGCUAAAGCAAAUAAAUCAUUUAUAAAAAUGAAUAGCUACGGGUGGAAUAUGUCUGUUGUUUCUGAACCAGAAUUUUCAAAAAAGAAAAUCGAAAAAGUUCAAUUGGGAGAAAGAGGAUCGGGGUUCAGAUCUCAAGGAUCUAUCCAAGAUUUCAAUCAACUGAGACAAGAAUGUUUGUCACGUGGAGUUUUGUUCGAAGAUCCAGAGUUCCCGGCUGUAGAUUCGUCAUUAUUUUUUUCGAAAAGACCUGAUCGAUACAUCGAAUGGCGUAGGCCGAUGGAAAUAGCAGACAAUCCCCAGUUAUUUGUUGAAGGAUUUUCAAGAUUCGAUGUCCAACAGGGAGAACUUGGUGACUGUUGGUUACUUGCAGCAGUAGCUAAUCUCACAAUGCAUCCAAACUUAUUUUUUCAAGUCGUACCUGAAGAUCAGGGUUUCGAUGAUAAUUACGCUGGAAUAUUUCACUUCAGAUUUUGGCAGUAUGGACGAUGGGUCGAUGUGGUGAUCGAUGACCGUCUGCCAACUUACCACGGGCAGCUGAUGUUCCUAAACUCUGCUGAGAAAAGUGAAUUCUGGAGUGCGUUAUUAGAAAAAGCUUAUGCUAAACUUCAUGGUUCUUAUGAGGCUUUGAAGGGAGGAACAGCUUGCGAAGCUAUGGAAGAUUUCACUGGCGGAGUUACUGAGAUGUAUCAGAUGGACGAAACACCACCAAAUUUGUUUAGUAUUUUAAUAAAAGCUUACGAGAGAAAUUCAAUGUUGGGAUGCUCGAUUGAGCCAGACCCUAAUGUUCUUGAAGCGGAAACACCUCAAGGUCUUAUUCGAGGACACGCUUACAGUAUCACGCGUGUCAAGUACGUCAAUAUUGAGACACCGAAUCAGGUUGGAAAAAUUCCGUUGCUCCGAUUGAGAAAUCCCUGGGGAAAUGAAGCCGAGUGGAAUGGUCCCUGGAGUGACAUGUCUCCAGAAUGGAGAUUCAUUCCAGAGCACGAGAAGGAAGAGCUUGGAUUGACAUUUGACACUGACGGUGAAUUCUGGAUGUCAUUCCAAGAUUUUAAAACGUAUUUCACAAAUCUCGAGAUCUGUAACUUGAACCCCGACUCGCUGACGGAAGACGAUCUGAGUGCCGGAAAAAAAAAAUGGGAGACGAGUGUCUUUGAGGGCGAGUGGGUACGCGGAGUCACUGCGGGAGGCUGCAGAAAUUUUUUGGAAACAUUCUAUCACAACCCGCAGUAUCGUAUCACUCUCGAGUAUCCCGACGAGGGUGACGAUAAGUGUACAGUCAUCGUAGCUCUGAUGCAAAAAAAUCGACGUGCUCAGAAGCGUAUGGGCGCGGAUUGUUUGACCAUUGGGUUCGCUAUUUACCAUCUUGAAAAUCCCGAUCGAUUGCCUAAACCACUUGACAUGAAUUUCUUUAAAUAUAAUGCCUCUGUUGCCAGAUCACCCUCUUUUAUUAAUUUACGUGAGGUGACAUGUCGUUUUAAAUUACCUCCAGGUAGUUACUGUAUUGUACCCAGUACUUUUGAUCCAAACGAAGAGGGUGAAUUUUUACUCCGUAUAUUUUCCGAAAACCAAAACAAUAUGGAGGAAAACGACGAGUCUGUUGGUAUCGGAGAGGUGGAUGAUAGGAUAAUUAAUCAGCUUAAUAAAGAAGAUGAUAAAGGCGACGAAGUACGCGAACAACCAGAACCCGACCGCAGUAAUGAGGAAAAAGUACGCGAAUUCUUUAGAAAACUCGCGGGCGAUGAUAUGGAAGUUGACUGGGAGGAGUUGAAAGAAAUUUUGGAUUACGCCAUGAGAAAAGAGCUACCACUGUCUUCUCAUCACAGUGAAGCUCACACAGAGCCGAAUCAAGAAGGCUCUUUGUUGGACUCAAUCAUCUCCCUGCUGUGUAGUGUUGUUUGCAAUGACCAACAAUACAGUAAGCCCGUAGAAAUGCAUAAUGAAGGAUUCAGUAAAGAUGUAUGCAGAAGCAUGGUCGCUAUGAUGGACACUGACCACUCAGGGAAACUUGGAUUCGAAGAAUUCAAAACCUUGUGGAAUGAUAUCAAAAGUUGGAGGGCUGUAUUCCGUCUGUAUGACAGAGAUGGCACCGGUUACUUAAGCGCGUUUGAAUUGAGACAAGCACUCAAUAGCGCAGGAUACAAAUUGAAUAAUCACAUUCUCAAUAUUUUGGUACACAGAUACGGUACCAAAGACGGGAAAGUAACAUUCGAUGACUAUAUUAUGUGUGCGGUUAGAUUGAAAACAAUGAUUGACAUAUUUCAAGAACGCGAUCCACAUCAUACUAACUCAGCGACAUUUACGUUGGAAGAAUGGGUUGAGAAAACAUUAUACUCAUAAAAAAAUCACAAAAAAUAAUAUCUGUGUUACUUAUCAAUUAUUAAAUAACAAAAUACUUUCUCUAAAAAAAAAAAAAUAAUAAUACCGCCAAAUUAAUUUAAAAAAUAUAUAAUAAAAAUAAAUCAUGUGCUAAUUUUGUCACGAAUGAUGUGGAAAAUGUGAAUGUUAAUAUUCAGAUAAUGAAAUUUGAAAUUAAAAAGCCAAAUUAAUUAAAAAUAAAUCAA